Messenger RNA from Cotesia glomerata, 656 nucleotides. It is a transcript of the gene Chrac-14, whose product is annotated as DNA polymerase epsilon subunit 3. Gene Ontology annotation, molecular function: protein heterodimerization activity; chromatin DNA binding. Gene Ontology annotation, cellular component: epsilon DNA polymerase complex; CHRAC. Bases 183 to 557 code for a protein of 124 amino acids. The record is from RefSeq and is a predicted model, not a curated record. The transcript is spliced from 2 exons. Lineage: Eukaryota; Metazoa; Arthropoda; Insecta; Hymenoptera; Braconidae. Gene Ontology annotation, biological process: leading strand elongation; heterochromatin formation; DNA damage response.
AUUUUAUUAUCUUAAAAAUUAAUAAGUGAAUAAUUUUUUUAACUCAGUUAAUAUUUAAAAGUGUAAACAGUCGGCGGGAAAUUAUUUGUGUGAUUGUUUACAAAUAUAUUAAUUAUUAAAUUAAUAUUUUAUGAUAAUUAAUAUUUUUAAUUGUUAAAUAAUACAUAUAAAUAUAUAAAAAUAUGGCUGAAAAAUUAGAAGAUCUGAAUCUACCUAAUGCAGUGGUGACUCGAAUUAUAAAAGAAGCGCUUCCAGAAGGAGUGACAAUCGGUAAGGAGGCCAAAGUAGCUGUCGCGAAAGCGGCGUCUAUUUUCAUCUUGUACCUGACAACCUCAGCGAACACCGUCGCCAAGAAAACUAACCGGAAAACAAUAACGGGUCCAGAUGUCCUGCAAGCCAUGGAGGACAUUGAGUUUGACAGGUUCGUAGACUCGCUCCAGGACGCGCUCAACAAUUUCCGCAAGUCACAGAAAGAGAAGAAGGACGCGAGUAAGAAAAAGACCCAGAAGCCUGAUGACAAAGACAGCAACGAGGUGGAAAUGAUUGAUGACGAGUAACUGGAUUUUUUUUUAAAUUUAUUUUAAUAUUGUAUUACAUUAAAAACUUUUUACACGGUGUAUUUAUAAAGAUUAACAAUUAAAUUAUUAUUAUUAUUA